GACACGGAUCGCUUCGCCCAUAAGACUUUGACGCGCCCCGCCGCCUCGCCUCGCCUCGCCUCGCCAUCCAAGCCGCACCGUGUCGCGCUCGCGUAUCCCGACGCCAUCGAACGGCAUCAGAUCGGACGCCGCCCCCGCCGAAGCCGAACGCCAUCAAACUUGACGCAACAGCCCAUCGUCUGAUCCAUCCACGCCGCCUGCCUCCGCGGGAAGGAAAGGGAGAGAGAGGGAGGGGAGGCAGCCCUGCUCCUCUGCCUGCCGCCGACUGUUCGUCCGUCCCGGCGGCAUGGGCGCGAACGGCAACGACGUGGUGGCGGCGGCGGCGGCGGGGGAGAGCCCGAUGGGGGCCGCGAGGGUCGUCGCGGAGGGCGGGGCGACGGUGUUCCGCGGCGCGGACUACUCGCUGCCCCGCACGACGGUGGCGCUCGCGCUGUGGCUGGGCGGCAUCCACUUCAACGUCUUCCUCGUCCUCGCCUCGCUCUUCCUCUUCCCCCUCCGCGUCGCCGCCAUGGUUGUGGCGUUCCAGCUCCUCUUCAUGCUCAUCCCCCUCAACGACAAGGACAAAUUGGGCCGCAAGAUCGCCAGGUUCAUAUGCAGGUACGCGAUGGGCUACUUCCCGAUUAGUCUGCAUGUGGAGGACUACAAGUGCUUCGAUCCCAACAGGGCAUAUGUGUUCGGCUUUGAGCCACAUUCUGUGCUGCCCAUCGGAGUCGCGGCGCUCGCUGAUCUUGUCGGGUUCAUGCCUCUACCCAAAAUUAAGGUCCUCGCGAGCAGCGCGGUGUUCUACACACCGUUCCUGAGGCAAAUAUGGACGUGGUUAGGACUAAUUCCUGCAACGAGGAAGAAUUUUCAGUCAUAUCUCGGAGCUGGUUAUAGCUGUAUCAUAGUGCCUGGAGGUGUACAAGAGAUUCUUCAUAUGGAUCAUGAUUCAGAGAUUGCCUUUUUGAAAUCAAGGAAAGGGUUUGUCAAGAUAGCUAUGCAGUCUGGCUGCCCUUUAGUUCCCGUUUUCUGUUUCGGACAGAGCUACGCGUACAAGUGGUGGAGACCGAAGGGCAAAUUGUUUGUGAAAAUUGCUAGAGCAAUUAAAUUUACUCCCAUUGUCUUUUGGGGAAGAUACGGGACACCAAUCCCUUUCCCAACGCCCAUGCAUGUAGUUGUUGGCAGACCCAUUGAGGUUGAGAAAAAUUCUCAGCCUACCAUUGAUGAGAUAAAUGAAGUCCAUGAACAAUUUACUGUGGCCUUGCAAGAUCUUUUCGACAAAUACAAGACAGAAACUGGAUAUCCUGGCCUCCAUCUAAGAGUCCUAUGAUAUAAUUCCAGCACUAAACUCAGGUUAGGCUUCAGGAAUAACAUGGCUCUACUGUAGGAGUAACCAGUAAUCUAGUAGCACUUCGCACUCAGGUCGCAGUAUGGUCAUCUUCAGAAUCUGCAGUCUGUAGCUAAGGCACGUGGUUCGUACAGCACCGCUGAUGUAAAAAUUGUCACUGCAGGCCGCUCAUAAAGCCUUAUAAAAGAUGACCUUUCUCAUAAAUUUUAUUUCCUUGUUUCGAACUUUCGAUGAGUGAAUGCAUGUGUAAAUAUACACUGUGAAUAUCAAAAUGCAACUUUGGAUUGGAGGAUCGUGA
This is a messenger RNA of Oryza sativa Japonica Group (Japanese rice), 1625 nucleotides long. The record is from RefSeq and is a predicted model, not a curated record. Lineage: Eukaryota; Viridiplantae; Streptophyta; Magnoliopsida; Poales; Poaceae.